Molecule: messenger RNA, 918 nt
Organism: Fusarium vanettenii 77-13-4
Lineage: Eukaryota; Fungi; Ascomycota; Sordariomycetes; Hypocreales; Nectriaceae
Exons: 2
Coding region: 1-918 (305 amino acids)
Source: RefSeq, a predicted model, not a curated record
AUGGGCGACAUCGUUCUACGCAGUGCCGACGAUGUCCUCAACCGUCCCUACAUUUCCCUCCUCACAAGUUCUCUCGCUGGCCGCGAUGAAAACUCGACUCUCGACCAACUCCCCGCACCAAACGUGGCCCUCGCCAAGGACGGAUCCCUCAACCUGACUGCUUGGAACGCCGACACAAACAAGGCAUGCCGCGAUAUCCUCGGCGGCCUUCACCAGAGCACAAAUCCCUCCGGCGCGUGCGUGUGCUACAACCUGCCCUCACUGGAUAUGAAGACGGGGGUUUUUGAGGCCGAUCUACGAUUGUUCAAGGUUUCCGAGGCGAGAGGUGGUUUUGCUUCAGUUGCUCCCGAGGAUGUUCAGGUUGGAGUGACGUUUGACGGCGCAACCGUCAUGCCCAUUGACCCGAGGGAUGUGAACGGCACGGGAAUGGUUGGACAGGUUGCAAGCAUGAGAAAGAGAGAGGCUGGUCCAGAGCUUCUGCAGACUUAUAUGUUUGUUGGAAGAAUUGACCCUGACAAGAUGAGGGACAACAUGACUAUGGCCGACCUCGAGUACAUCAUCAUGCCAACCCUCACUCUCACCGCAAAGAACAGCACCGGCGGCACCAUCCGCACAAACGUCUCCAUCAACGAGGCCGCCUUCCUCACAGGCGUCUUCUCCCAGGACGUCGUCAUGUCCGACUUUGCGCGAGCCCAGGCCGCCGUGGACGAGCAGGUGGCGGGCCUCAAGAACGGCACAGUCGCCUUUGUCCUCCCCGGCGUGCAGCUCAUGGUCUUCCCCAUCGGCCUCAUCAUCACGAGCAUCUGGCUCGUCAUCUUUGUCGGCGCCGUCGGCUUCGGCACGUACGAGCGCUUCAACUAUGCAGAGAUGUACAAGCGGAGACAAGCCGUCUCCGUGCCAAGAGGCCCGACAAUAUAA